CCCAGUUGGUUCCCUAAGUUGGUGGAUGAAAUGCAACUGAGGGAAGUGUGUGCUGGCACUGAGAACAAGCUGAGCUCCCUGUCUGACCUGGAGCAGCAGUACCGGGCCCUGCGCAAGUACUAUGAGAACUGUGAGGUGGUGAUGGGCAACCUGGAGAUCACCAGCAUCGAGCACAACAGGGACCUCUCCUUCCUGAGGUCUAUCAGAGAGGUCACGGGCUAUGUGUUGGUGGCUCUGAACCAGUUUGAGUACCUGCCCCUGGAGAACCUGCGCAUCGUCCGUGGGACCAAGCUCUACGAGGAGAGAUACGCCCUGGCCAUAUUCCUUAACUACAGGAAAGAUGGCAACUUUGGACUCAGGGAACUUGGCUUGAGGAACCUGACAGAGAUACUGAAUGGAGGGGUGUAUGUUGGCCAGAACAAAUUCCUCUGCUUUGCAGACACCAUUCAUUGGCAAGACAUCGUGAGGAACCCCUGGGCCUCCAACUUCACUCUGGUUCCAACCAACGGCAGCUCAGGAUGUGGUCGUUGCCACAAGUCCUGCACAGGAAGGUGCUGGGGACCCACAGAGAAUCACUGCCAGACCUUGACCAAGACCGUGUGUGCAGAGCAGUGUGACGGGCGCUGCUACGGGCCCUACGUCAGCGACUGCUGCCACCGCGAGUGCGCCGGCGGCUGCUACGGACCCAAGGACACCGACUGCUUUGCCUGUAUGAAUUUCAAUGACAGUGGUGCUUGUGUCACCCAGUGCCCCCAGACCUUUGUGUACAACCCCACCACCUUCCAGCUGGAGCACAAUCACAAUGCCAAGUACACCUACGGGGCUUUCUGCGUCAAGAAGUGCCCACACAACUUUGUGGUAGAUUCCAGCUCCUGUGUCCGGGCAUGUCCAAGCUCCAAGAUGGAGGUUGAAGAAAAUGGCAUUAAGAUGUGCAAGCCCUGCACUGACAUUUGCCCUAAAGCAUGUGAUGGCAUUGGGACAGGGAGUUUGGUGUCAGCUCAGACAGUGGAUUCCAGCAACAUUGACAAGUUUGUAAACUGCACCAAGAUCAAUGGCAACCUUAUCUUCCUUGUCACUGGGAUUCAUGGAGACCCCUAUCACACGAUCGCUGCCAUCAAUCCAGAGAAAUUAAAUAUCUUCCAAACAGUGAGAGAGAUAACAGGGUAUUUGAACAUCCAGUCUUGGCCUGAGAAUAUGACAGACUUCAGGGUGUUUUCUAACUUGGUUACCAUUGGUGGGAGAGCUCUCUAUAGUGGCCUCUCCUUGCUCAUCCUAAAGCAACAAGGCAUCACUUCCCUGCAGUUCCAGUCCUUGAAGCAAAUCAGUGCUGGUAACAUCUACAUCACAGACAACAGCAAUUUGUGCUACUACCACACUGUCAACUGGACCAGCCUGUUCAGCACCCCCAGCCAAAAGACAGUGAUCCACAGGAACAAAAAGGCAGAGAACUGCACUGCUGAUGGCAUGGUGUGCAACGAGCUGUGCUCCAGUGAUGGCUGCUGGGGUCCAGGGCCAGACCAGUGCCUGUCCUGCAAGCGCUUCAUCCGGGGCAGGACCUGCAUCGACUCCUGCAACCUCUACGACGGGGAAUUCCGAGAGUUUGCAAACGGCUCUGUGUGUGUGGAGUGUGAUCCCCAGUGUGAGAAGAUGGAGGAAAACAUGAUCACCUGCUACGGGCCGGGUCCUGACCACUGCACCAAGUGUUUCCAUUUUAAGGAUGGUCCAAAUUGUGUGGAAAAAUGUCCUGAUGGCUUGCAGGGGGCCAACAGCUUCAUUUUCAAGUACGCCGAUGAGGAUCGGGAGUGCCACCCGUGUCAUCCCAACUGCACCCAGGGGUGCAUAGGGCCACACCUGGAGGACUGCAUUGGGCUGAUGGAUAGAACCCCCCUGAUUGCUGCUGGAGUCAUUGGUGGCCUCUUCAUCAUCGUCAUCAUGGGCCUGACGUUCGCCGUGUACGUGCGGCGCAAGAGCAUCAAGAAGAAGAGAGCCUUGAGAAGGUUCCUGGAGACUGAGCUGGUGGAGCCCUUGACCCCGAGCGGCACAGCGCCCAACCAAGCCCAACUCCGCAUCCUGAAGGAGACAGAGCUAAAGAGAGUCAAGGUCCUGGGCUCUGGAGCCUUUGGAACAGUGUACAAGGGAAUCUGGGUCCCUGAGGGAGAAACAGUAAAGAUUCCUGUGGCCAUUAAGAUCCUUAAUGAGACCACUGGUCCAAAAGCCAACGUGGAAUUUAUGGAUGAAGCUCUCAUCAUGGCCAGCAUGGACCACCCACACCUGGUGAGACUCCUGGGUGUCUGCCUGAGCCCCACCAUCCAGCUGGUCACUCAGCUGAUGCCUCAUGGCUGCCUCCUGGAUUACGUCCAUGAACAUAAGGAUAACAUUGGCUCCCAGCUCCUGCUGAACUGGUGUGUUCAAAUAGCUAAGGGAAUGAUGUACCUGGAAGAGAGGAGACUUGUCCACAGGGACCUGGCAGCCAGGAAUGUCCUGGUGAAAUCACCAAACCACGUGAAAAUCACCGACUUUGGCUUGGCCAGGCUCCUGGAAGGGGAUGAAAAGGAGUACAAUGCUGAUGGGGGCAAGAUGCCAAUUAAGUGGAUGGCUCUGGAGUGCAUACACUACAGGAAAUUUACCCAUCAGAGUGAUGUGUGGAGCUAUGGAGUGACCAUCUGGGAGCUGAUGACCUUUGGUGGGAAGCCAUACGAUGGAAUUCCAACUCGAGAGAUCCCCGACCUGCUGGAGAAGGGAGAGCGCCUGCCCCAGCCCCCAAUCUGCACUAUUGAUGUCUAUAUGGUGAUGGUGAAGUGCUGGAUGAUUGAUGCUGACAGUCGGCCAAAAUUCAAGGAGCUGGCUGCUGAAUUCUCCAGAAUGGCUCGAGACCCUCAGAGAUACCUGGUGAUUCAGGGAGAUGAUCGUAUGAAGCUCCCAAGCCCAAAUGACAGCAAGUUCUUCCAAAAUCUUCUUGAUGAGGAAGACCUGGAAGAUAUGAUGGAUGCUGAAGAGUAUCUUGUUCCUCAAGCCUUCAACAUUCCUCCUCCCAUCUAUACCUCCAGGACAAGAAUUGAUUCCAACAGGAACCAGUUUGUGUACCGGGAUGGCGGCUACACUGCCGACGUGCCAAUGCCGUACAGGGCUCCGGGCUGCAUCAUUCCAGAAGCCCCAGCUGCUCAAGGAGCCACAGCAGAGAUCUUUGAAGACUCUUGCUGCAAUGGCACGAUGCAGAAGCAGGUGGCAACCCUGGCAAAGGAGGACAGCAGCACCCAGAGGUACAGCGCUGACCCCACUGUCUUCAUUCCCGAGCGCGUCGUGCGGGGAGAGCUGGAUGAGGACGGGUACAUGACACCGAUGAGAGACAAACCUAAAACAGAUUACCUGAACCCAGUGGAAGAGAACCCAUUUGUUUCCCGCCGGAAGAACGGAGAUCUCCAAGCUGUGGACAACCCAGAGUACCACAGUGCUCCCAACGGGCAGCCCAAAGCAGAGGACGAGUACGUGAACGAGCCCUUGUACCUCAACACCUUCGCCAACACCUUGGAAAACGCCGAGUACCUGAAGAACAAUUUGCCAGAGAAAGCCAAGAAGGCCUUUGACAACCCAGACUACUGGAACCACAGCCUGCCCCCACGGAGCACCCUCCAGCACCCGGACUACCUGCAAGAGUACAGCACAAAAUACUUUUACAAACAGAACGGACGGAUCCGGCCCAUAGUGGCAGAGAAUCCCGAAUACCUCUCUGAGUUCUCCCUGAAGCCUGGCACUGUGCUGCCCCCGCCGCCCUACAGACACCGGAACACCGUGGUGUAGUGGCUGUGCUCUCACUCAAGUGGAAAGGCAACCCCUUCUAGCUGCCUCACUCUCGCUCCCCCUUUCUCCCUGCCCUUGCCCCUCCUUCCUCCCUCCCUCCCUCUCUUUCUCCCAUGAGCUUCCUCUUCUUGCCAGUUCACUCAUUUUUGAUAUUUCUAAGUGAAAGGAUGUCUUGGAGUUGGUUGCAGAUUGGGUUGGGAGCCUGGAAGGAAGGAAGGAAAGAGACUGAAAGAAGGAGUGUACAACCUGGCCUUUCCCACUGUCGGCGGACGCGGGGGUUGGAUGCCCAGAGAAGCCAGGUGGUACCAGCAAAGGCCAGUGGCAGUGCUGCUGUCGAGCUUGUUCUCAGUGACUCAACUGUAGGGAAAGCCACAGAAAGGCUGAUUCUUCCAGCAGGAACUGAUGAGAGUCUGUACAGCGUUCCUGGAAAUCUCCAUGCAAUUUCCAUCAGGGUGAAAAAUGGACAAUUUUUAUAUCCUGUGUGAUAGCGUAGUAAUUGAGAUUGAGAAUCCAAUUUCUUUCUCUAACACUUUCUAUCCCAGCAACUGAAAAUGGCUAACAUAGCUUUUCAAAAACAUUCAGAUCUUCAUUGUGGCUUUCCAAGAAAUGAUGAUGUGACUCCCACAAACAGCUAAGCCCCUCUUCUGAGCCACACCGUGAUUUUGUGCCAAUUCCCAGCCACAGAGACUCCUGCUCAGAACUGCUACCUGCCAUGACCAUUUUUGUAUGUGUGCCAACACAACAAUCACUCUAAACACAAAAUACCUUUCAGAAGAGAGUAACAAAACCACACCUCCAAUAUGUUCAUUUGAAGCUAAAAACCAGGCCAAGAAAUGAAGAUUUGUAUGCCAAAAGCUUUGCUUUCCUGUUUUAUACCUGCUGACUGUAAACACUUCAAAAGAUUGUCACUAAUUCUUCCCUCUUUUUCUUCAUGGUCAUGAAGGGAGCUGGGGAUGCUGUCAGGCAACACUGAGGACAACACAGAGAACUGAAAAGUUUGAUUUUCUGUGGGGUGGGGUGGGAAGGGUCCUUUAAACUGGAAGACAGACACUGGACUGGAGAAAACGCACAUAGCGGUUCACUGGAAAGUUAGUUUGCACUUAACCUCUGAUUUUAUUUGAACUGUUUUCUGGAUUUUGAAUGAAGCAAUAUGGAAGUGACCAGCAAAAUACAAAAUAAUAAUUUUAAAUUAAAAAAGAAAUAUAAAUUAUUUGUAAAGGAUGACUGUGGAAAUGCCAAAAUGAAGCAAAUCAAGUCUUUGGAACAAUGUCUGCCACUCCUGAGAGGCCGAUGCAGUGACUGCUUCAGAGAAUUCAGUGAGAGAACAGCCAGCUCUUCCUGCUGCUCUAUGAAGGACAGCAGAGCAAGCCCUGGAAAGGAUCAGGGGAGGCAAAUGUCCUGCUCUGGCUUGCAGCACAGUACAGAAUACCAUUUUUCUAAACGGAAGAUUACUCUGGCACAGAAGACAGUGCAUAUGAGGUUUGAGAAGUCAAAAUGUGCAUGAUUUGCAGAGCUUUCUGUCAAAAAUGUAAAUAAGUAUGAGUCAGUCUCCUUGCACUUAGUUCUGCUUUUAUCAACCUCAGUUUUUAGGUAGACACCCCCUGACCUGCUCCUCUUUGGAAAUGUCUUUCAAACCAGAGUUGUGGACGUUUUUAGUGAUCUGGGGCAGAUGGAGCUGGGAAAGGAGGCACCAAGGCUUGGUCCUGACACACCAACACUGUGUGUGUAAGAGCAUUUGUGAGCCUACUUCCCACCAAACAUCUUAAGGAAGCUUUGGAGAUCUGCCUGUCUCUAUCCAUCAAGGCUUUUAAAGGGAAGAAACAAUACCUGGUGGCUGGCAACCGUGGGUGAUGCAACAGUAUUUCAGUUCAUGUGCUUCAGCUCUGUUAGGGCCGAGAUCUUUGGGGUGACCUGACCUGGCAACAAAACCAGCAACAACCAGAGGUCUGGAAAUGGCAUCACCCUCCUCUAAAGUCCUGCCAUUCCAACAUCUUGCCACCUUUAAUCUUAGGGAAGCAGAGGAAGGGAGUAAGAAACAAGCAAUGGUUACCUGAAGCUUAGUAGGUCAGCUUGACAAAGGUGUGAAGAGGUGUUCAACCUGGCUUGGUUGUUCCCCUUGUAGAUGGAAAACAAACUGUGAUCACAAGGCUGGUUCAGCUGUUGGUGCACCAGGUGUGUCCAGGUGUGCAUCAAGUACAAAGCUGAAGGUUCUGAAAGCAGCAACAACAGGUACAGAUCUUUGAGCUGGUAAAGGAGAUCUUGGGUCAAGUGGUACCAAGGUGAUUUGUGGUGAUAUGACCACUGUCAUGGAUAGAGGGAUACAAUCUGCACUGAGGGACCUCUUCUGGUGCCUCUGGUAGCUCCUCAGGGGACAGGGGCACACACUGGGCAGGGGCUGGGGCACAGGGGGUGGCACGAGGUGCUGGGGGGCUGCUCCAGGCAAGGUUUGCCCACAGCAGUGCCCACAGGGUGUCUCUGCCAGGCUGGGACAGAGAGAGGCACAGGAAUGUGGGUGUCCCGUUUCAGCAGGACCAUAGGUAGGUGGAGAAAAGUUGAUUUUUCCCCGAACAGGUCUUGUAACAGAGUAAGUCCUGAUGGAGAAAAACGAUAAAAUAAAAAGCUGGCUCAGCUCACAUGUUUGAAUUGAGAGCUGAACUCAGAGGCUGCUGGGACAGAGGCAGGCACACCUCCAGAGCCAGGCACUGGGAUGGAGCUGCUCACACAAGGUGAGGCCUGUUUGUUCCUCUGGUAAUGAAGUAGUGCUCGUGUUAGAAACAAGCCCAUGGAGUAAUCCAAGUGUAAAUACUGGUGGGGUUUAACAAUUUAACGUUUUAUUUCUUACAAGGCUUGAAUUAUUUAUUAAUUUUAUUUGUUGACUGUGGGUGUGCUAUAAUAUAUUAAGUAGCAUGGAAAUGCAGAGGUUCCUGCAGGUGGGGCAGCAGGAAAGCUGGAAGAGGAACUUGGGCUCUGCCUGGCAGCCCGGAUGAGCCAUGCAGAGCCAUGCUAGUGGGGUCUGGGAUAGCAGAGGACAGGCAGAGGCUUAAUGAACUCAGUGAUUCGGGAGGAGGGAGAGCUCCACACACUGCAGCUUCUCAAUUUUUAUUUUUUUAUUAUUUUCUGAGCUUCUGGUUUGAGUUGCAGUUGCCAAAACUGGCCCUUGAGUUCCAUGCUGUGCCAGUCACCACUUGCCCAACAGAUGGGCCUGUGUGGUGCUGAGGCUGCUGGUGAACCAACCCAGAGAGCAGCAAAUAUCUGACCCCUGCCCCUUUCCUCUUCUAGAGAAGUUCUGAGCUUGGCUGGCAGGUUUUGCCUCUUUGCAACAGAUGGUUUAAUCAUGGCUAAAGAAAAAAGAAAGGGAAACUGAGAGCAGAACUGUUUGGCUGCUUUAAUUCCAGCAGAAACUCCUGGCUGUCCCUAACUCACAUCUUUGCCUUACUGGGUAUUGCUGCUGGCUUGGGGAGAGAACUCAGGCAAGUGCAUAUGGCAAAAUCAUGGCAAGCAUUCAGCUGGGAUUCAUAUGGGAUUAAAGAUGAGGGCCAAGGUCUUUAAUGCAUAAUGACAGGUUUGGGAGAAAAGCACAUAAAUCCACACACAAACUGCAUUUUGUCAGCACAAAGCAGCAGGUGAGCAUAUCAAAAGAAGUACUUGGGGUGUGAUUCACUCUCUAGUGCUACAGAAGUACCUGGUUAUGUUUUGUGGGUUUUAGAAUGCAGCCUCCUGUUUAUAAAUGUUCUGGUUCCUCCUGCCAUGGCCGGUGUCAUAGGAGAGCAGUGACCAACUUUUCAAGAGCACCUUUUUACCUGAGUGUGGAUCAGCCAUUAUCCAAGGCACAAAGCAACCUGCUAAAGGAAAGAGAUCAACAUUUAUUAUUUUCUCCUGAUCUCUUUCAGUGUAACUUGUCCUAGCUGUUAUUACCUACCUGAGGGUUAUUGCAAGCAGAUGCUGGGGUCAAUUGACUCACUGUAACAUAAUUGGCUGAAACCAACUCCUUUUACAUUUACUUCUUCAGAUCUUUUCAGAUUUUUCUUUUUCUGCAAAACAGCCAGGAGGGAUUUUUUUACAUGGCCAUUGGCUCACAUGUAGCAGAGUAUUUACAACUAUAUUUCAAACAGGUUGUCUCUCUCAGGUAGCAAGAGAUGGAAAUAAAUCUGCAAUAGGAGCCAUCAUGCAGGUCUGUUUGAGGUAGCCUGAAAUCCUUUUCUGUGUACAAAGAAAUGCUGUAUUACCCCUGGAUGUACCACAUACUUGGUAGGAAAUGUGCUUCUUGACUGCAAGGCUCUUCUGCAAUGAUCUGACACCUGUUCCCACUAAAGAUCUCACCCUCAGCCAGCACCAAUCCCAGCCCAGAAGGAAGGGAAGUGGCAGCUCUGAAAGAGCAGCUCAGCCCCGCCUCUGUGGGUCCACUCUUCCCAUAGCUUUAGGUAGAGCUGGGCAGCACAG
Molecule: messenger RNA, 8238 nt
Organism: Melozone crissalis (California towhee)
Lineage: Eukaryota; Metazoa; Chordata; Aves; Passeriformes; Passerellidae
Gene: ERBB4
Product: erb-b2 receptor tyrosine kinase 4
Exons: 27
Coding region: 31-3798 (1255 amino acids)
Biological process (GO): protein phosphorylation; positive regulation of cell population proliferation; cell surface receptor protein tyrosine kinase signaling pathway
Cellular component (GO): basal plasma membrane; signaling receptor complex
Molecular function (GO): ATP binding; epidermal growth factor receptor binding; transmembrane receptor protein tyrosine kinase activity
Source: RefSeq, a predicted model, not a curated record